Messenger RNA from Yarrowia lipolytica CLIB122, 3669 nucleotides. RefSeq lists its product as uncharacterized. Gene Ontology annotation, molecular function: protein serine/threonine kinase activity; ATP binding. Gene Ontology annotation, cellular component: cytoplasm. Lineage: Eukaryota; Fungi; Ascomycota; Dipodascomycetes; Dipodascales. Gene Ontology annotation, biological process: intracellular signal transduction; protein phosphorylation. The record is from RefSeq and is a predicted model, not a curated record.
AUGCACAACCCAGCAGCUGUUGCAGCAGCCUCGCGGGCAUACCCCACCGACCCCAUGGUGCAACAAAUACAGCAACAGUAUGAGGCCCAGCAGAACUACAACUACAACGCUCAGGCACAAAACACACAGAACACACAGAACACACAGACACAGACACCGGGCCAGACAACCACAGACCCCACGACAAAACGGUUGUCCCAGACAUCGACGUCGUCCAACAAGAAGACAAAAACGCACAUUGGUCCUUGGCGACUGGGCCGAACCCUUGGACGAGGCUCCUCGGGACGUGUCCGACUAGCACGACACUCGCACACCGGCCAGCUUGCGGCCGUGAAGAUUGUACCCAAGGCAGUGGUGGCCGACGCCGUCAAUGCGGCCAACGGAGAGGAGCAUGGCGCCACGGGGCUACCUUACGGUAUUGAGCGGGAGGUGAUCAUCAUGAAAUUGAUUGAACAUGCCAAUGUGAUGGCACUGUACGAUGUGUGGGAGAACAAGGGAGAAUUAUAUCUCGUUUUGGAAUACAUUGAGGGCGGCGAGCUGUUUGAUUACCUCAUCAAAAAGGGCCGCCUGGAGGAAUAUGAGGCCGCCUCGUACUUUUUGCAAAUCAUCAAUGGAGUCGACUACUGCCACAGAUUCAACAUUUGCCACCGAGAUCUCAAGCCCGAGAACCUGCUGCUAGACAAGAACCGCAACAUCAAGAUUGCCGACUUUGGAAUGGCCGCUCUGGAGACAGACCGGAUGCUGGAAACCAGUUGUGGAUCGCCUCACUACGCCUCUCCCGAAAUUGUCGCCGGUAAGACAUAUCACGGAGCCCCCUCGGAUAUCUGGUCGUGCGGUAUCAUUCUUUUCGCGCUUCUGACCGGUCAUCUGCCUUUUGACGAUGACAACAUUCGAAGAUUGCUGCUCAAGGUGCAGACCGGCAAGUUCAAUAUGCCGUCAGAGCUGAGUCCAUACGCCAAGGAUCUCAUUUGGCGAAUGCUACGAACAGAUCCUACCACUCGAAUCACCAUGGACGAGAUCUUCCAGCAUCCCUUCGUGCGCAAGUACAGCGGAGGUGUGACACCCACUCACAUCCAUGCUCCUUCUUACGAGCAUGUGGCCCGUCCUGUGGCUUCGGUGCAGGACAUUGAUAUAGAGAUUCUCAAGAACCUACAGAUUCUGUGGCACGGCGAAGACGCCGAGAUCAUCAUGCAGAAGCUGCUGUCUCCCGAUGCUAACCCGGAGAAGACCUUUUACUGUCUGCUGAUGAAGUACCGACAUGAUCAUGCUGCCGCUGUGGCUGCCACUGCUCCUCCCACGUUGCAACAGCAACAGAGCCAGGAGAUGCAGCCUGCCAUGCACAAGUCCCAUAGCCACUCGUCUCGCAAGCAACACAAGCGCAAGACAAGCCACAACAGCCAUCGACUUGGCUCUCGGGGUUCGCUGGUGUCUGUUUCUUCGGCCCACAAGCGAGGUGUUUCUUUCACCCAUGUCAAGAAGCGAUCUCAGCAGAGCAUCCGAAGCAUGCGAGGAAGUGCCAGCAACUCCGUCGUCGCUUCUCCUAGAAAACAGACUGCCUCCGCACCUGUUUCGGCUGGUACUGCACCCAUUCCUUUCAACGUCAACGUUCCUUACACAGAGGCACCUGCUACUGCACCCGCAGCUCCUACAACCGCAGCCGCUACAUCCACAGCCACUAGAGCACCAGCACAGCCACUGGCACCAACACAAGCGGUUCAGUCACCACCACGACAAUCACAGCCUGUCCAUCAACAGCCGCCAACAUCACGACGGGCUCCCAUCUCGUCAGCUCCCUCGUGGCUUACACGGUCGCCUCCUGCCAGCAAGGAUGCCGACUUUGAAGCCUUCCUUGACUCUGCCUUCAACAAGCCCGUCAAGACGAAGAAGAGCUACGGCAGUCUGCUUGGUUCUCCCGUUGACGCUCGACGCCAUGUGACUGACCCUGCUAACACGUCCAUCGCCUCUCGAACCGCAGCUGGCGCAACCGCUGCGAACACAUCCAAGCGAGCAGUAACCAUGGCAUACAACGAUGAGUUUGAGUUCGAACGGCCCAUGUCAUUGUUUGAUCCUCGAGAGGUAGGAGGAGACACUGGCCGUGCCCAGCAGCCCAGCGUAUCUCGCGCUCAAACCAUUUCUCACACUCACACCCACUCGCGAGAGCGUGUGGCCAACGCUCAUUCUGAUACCCCCAACUACCUGCCCAUGAUUUUCGAGGAGGGCGACCGGUUCGCAGAUGCCAUCGAGGAGGAGUUCCAUCUCAACAUUUCCGACAACACUCUUUCUGCCCCCUCCACGAACCACACAACUCCUAUGCUUGGGGGCGAUCGAAAGUCGAGUGAGUGGGAGAACCUGUUUGAUUUCACUGAGCGAGGGGACCAGGUUGUUGUGGGCGAGGACUCUCUGCUGGACAUUUCUUUCCACCGAGACAAUGCCAAUGAGGCCACUCCUGUGGCUCCUGCUGCUACCCAUGUUGGUCGGGAGUCCACAGAGCUUUACAAGGAUCUUCAAUUCCCCGAAAUCCCUGUUGUGGACCGAGAUGAGACUGCCGUGGAGUCUAUGCCUCGAACCCAGUCCAAGAUGAAGAUCUCGGGCCAGAUGCAGACAGACAACUUCAUGAAGCGACCUUCGUCCAUCAACCUCAACGGUCAUCUCAGCCAGAGCAACCUAUCGCGACAGACGACUUCUGCUUCCCAGCGACGUCCUCUCGUGUCUCGUGAUAUGAAUACCCAUGCUGCUUCCCCUCGAGAGGCCGCCAAGCCUGUUAGACAGUUGCAGGCAGCUGCUGAACUGCACGAACGACGACCUGUUGAGGUUCUACAGAAACAGCAACCGCAACAGCAGCAGCAGCAUCAUCAUCAGCAGCAGCAGCAGACUCAGCAUCAGUUGCAGCCCGCACCUGUCUUCCGAGAGAAGCCUGUGGUGUCUGCUCCACGACGGCCUGCACCUGCUCCCCCCGUGCAGAGUGUGGCCGACACCAUGGUUCUUCCUAUGCACCAGCAGCAGCAGAACAACUCGCAGUUUACCAUUCCUGCUCCUGUGCAGACUCAGCCACCCCAGUCAAAGUCCAGCCGAACGAAGUCAUUCAUCCGACGGUUUGGAUUUGCACCCAAGCGUGAGGCUCCAGUUGCUCCCACUUCUAAGGUGACCAUGAUCCAAUCUAGCGACUAUGGUGCUGCUCCUGGUGUGAAUGCCAACGCCCACAUGAAUGCACAGAAAGAUCCAGCUGCACCUGCAGCUCAUGCAGCAGCUCAUGCAGCUCACACGUCCGGUACUGCUCCUGCUACUGGCGACCCUUGGAACGUCACUCAAUCGUGGUUCAUGAAGAUGUUCUCGCGACCCAACGUCGCCCCCCGGCAACCUCCUCAAACCCUCUACUCCACUCUCACCAGCCAGCAGCUGGAAGACGAGAUUGUGGCUCUGCUUGCAUCGUGGCGCAAGUAUGGUAUUUCCAAUCUGUCUGUGUCACACUCUUCCAUUAAGUGUCAGAUCAGCUCGCGAAAUGCUCUGAAAAUCAAAUCGGCAAAAUUGCAUAUCGACAUUGGUCCCCUCAAACACACCAAUAGUUUUGCUCACUUUUUCCACGAUCGAGGCUCGCAGGGCUCGUUUACUCAGCUCUAUGACCAGAUCAAGGCGCACCUUGUUUCUCAAGGUCUGCUCAUUAAUAACUAA